Molecule: messenger RNA, 330 nt
Organism: Cylicostephanus goldi
Lineage: Eukaryota; Metazoa; Nematoda; Chromadorea; Rhabditida; Strongylidae
Source: the annotation of a GenBank genome assembly
UUGCAGGGUACUGUACUGUCAUGCUUCUUCUGGGGUUAUGCCGUUACACAGCUCAUAGCAGGAGGAGCUGCUGAUGCCCUCGGCGGAGAAAAUAUUCUGCCGAUCUCUAGUCUUGUCUGGAUAGUGUUAACAUUUUUUACUCCACAACUUUUUGAUUUUGCUUACUGGUGUGGAUUUCCGCUAAUUGUGUUACUCUUGACAAGAAUAUUCACUGGAAUAGGGCAAGCAUUUCAUAUUCCUGCUAUGGCAUCAAUGGUUAGUCGGCAUUUGACAGCUGCAGAUAAAGGAAGAGUUUUUGGCAUCAUUCUGGCUGGUUCUCAUUGCGGGUAA